Volvox carteri f. nagariensis is the source of this 1446-nucleotide messenger RNA. RefSeq lists its product as uncharacterized. The transcript has 11 exons. Gene Ontology annotation, cellular component: membrane. Gene Ontology annotation, molecular function: ABC-type transporter activity; ATP hydrolysis activity; ATP binding. The annotation marks the transcript as partial. Lineage: Eukaryota; Viridiplantae; Chlorophyta; Chlorophyceae; Chlamydomonadales; Volvocaceae. The record is from RefSeq and is a predicted model, not a curated record.
AUCAUCGGCUCCCACAUGAUGCGGGGAGUGAGCGGGGGGGAGCGCAAGCGCGUGUCGAUUGGCCACGAGCUACUCAUCAACCCCAGCAUGUUGCUGCUGGAUGAACCCACCAGCGGGCUAGACAGCACCACCGCGCUCCGUCUGAUGCACACGCUCCGGUCCCUAGCGUCGGGGGGCCGCACCAUCGUGACGUCCAUCCAUCAGCCCUCGAGUCGCCUGUACCGGCAAAUGGAUAAUGUAUGUAUGUGUGAAAGGAGCAACCCAAGGGUUGUAGGAAAUUCAGACAAGGCAGUCGGAGGCCAACUAGCGGGCUCGUGCCUCCCCCCGGUAUCCUCUGAUGCAGAUCACAUUUUGGACUUGGCCAACGGCGACAUCGUAUCGCGCGGCGGCGGCGCCAGCAGCAGCAGCUGCGCGGGCGAUGCGGCGACUUGCUCGUCCAGUACGGAAGCGUCGUCGGAGGACGAGAUUCACCGGCAGCUGAUUGAGGCCUUUGAGAAGCGGAACAUUGGUGAGACAAAUCGUUUGUCUGUCUGUCUGGGUCCAGUUGCGGCGGCGGCGGAGGCGGAGGCAGACGCGGCGGCGGCGGAGUCCAAAUGGGGAGCGCCCUGGAUGCAGCAGGUUCGUUACCUGGCCCUCCGUUCCGUGAAGACCCGGCGCUUCCAGUCCCUCUCCGUCCAGAAGUCCGCUCAGCUGCUGGUGGUGGCGGUGCUGGCCGGGCUGUUCUGGUGGCAGAUCGGCACCCGCCUGGACUCCCGACAGGCCGCCCUGGAUGUGGGAGGGUUGCUGUUCUUUGUGGAGCAGUUUAUGGGCUUCUCCACUCUGUUUGCGGCGCUGUUUACCUUUCCACUGGAAUUCCAGGCGGGGAUGCUCGUGAAGGAGCGUCAGAGCGGCAUGUACCGCCUGUCCGCGUACUACAUUGCUCGCACCGCCUCAGACCUGCCAAUGGACUGCUUGCUGCCGUCCCUGUUUGUUUGGGUUGUGUACUGGAUGGCGGGGCUGCGGGUGGAUGCGGGCGCUUUCUUCGCUCACUGGGCUUCCGUACUUCUCAUCGUACUCACGAGCCAGUCAGUUGGGCUGUUGAUCGGGGCAACCGUCAUUAACCCCCAAAACGGCCAAACGAUCGCCACCAUUUUCAUGUUGGCGACGAUGCUAGUGUGUGGGUACUACGUGCGGGGCAUACCUGUGUGGAUCGCCUGGUUGAAGUACGUGUCGUACAUUUACUGGGGCUGGAAUCUGCUGCUCAAAGUGGAGUUUCGGCACCGGCCGUUUGAUUGCGGCCUGGUGGCGGAAAGUGACGACGGCCCGGCGGCGAUGGCGGCGGCUGCAGCGGCUGCUGCUGCCGGACAACGGUGCACGGUUGGGCAGGCUGGCAUUUUCGAGAUGAACGUGGAUGUGAGCGUGCGAGGGGGUCCGUGCGUUAUAAUAAUGAUCUGUGCUCCGGUGUAA